GGGAGAUAUUAUAGACGUAGGAGAAAAGAAAGAUGGCGAUACCUCAUGAAGUCUUAGCUGAAGGAUGGAUCCCUUUUACUGUCGUUGUCGUGAUGACAAUUAUAUUUUCUUGGUUUUACAUUCGUUACUACCAAGAUAGCUCCUUGUCAGAGGUGUCCUCAACUAUCACAGCUAUUGUUGCACUGACUAUAGCAUUAUUAACCUCGGCAUUGGUUCCAGUGGAUAUAUUCUUGGUAUCAUACUUAAAAAAAUCAGAUGGAAAUUGGAAGGAGUGGGGUUCAAAUAGUGCAAGCAGAAAUGACCUGGAGGAUGCUGUUAGCACUACAUACUAUGUUCUAUAUGGAUUGUUGGCCUUCCUAAUAUUUGUGCUUAUGCCAUUCAUGUACUUCUUCUUUGAAGAAAAAGAUGAGGAUGUCACUACCAGGGAGAGGGUUUGUAAUGCAACAAAAUACACCAUUGGAUUUUUUAUUGUGGCUUGUGUUCUUCUUAUGGUUGGAGCAUUUGCACCACUGAAGCAGCCUCCUAAAAAUAUAACCCAAUGGGAUCAGAAAUUUCUCUUCUUGAAAGAUGAACUGAGUGCCAACAAGGGAGAAACAGCACUUUCUCUAUUGAUAGGGUUCUUGUCUCUCAUUGGGCUGCUUAUUAUGAUCUCCUAUACGGCUUAUGGCAUGACAGCACUCCCAUUUGCAAUGCUCAAAGGAUUUAAAAGUGCAAAGAGAGAACAGGAAGCUGUCUCCAGAAGAAUCCAGGAAAACAGAGAGAGAACAAGAAUGAUCCAAGCCAAGUACAAAGAUGGUCGCUCCAUGCACAGGAGGGAUAGGAGACAACUAUCACAACUGGAAGAUGAAGAGCAUUUGUUAACAAGACAGGAUAGGAGGCUUGAAAGUGCACAACUUGGAUGGCUUAACAAAUGCCUCAAGUGCUGCCGUCCAUUUGAAGUUGUGUUUGGAGUAUUCUACUUGCUCUUUUCACUACUUCUUUUUGUUUCACUUCUUCUUACAUGCAUUGACAAGGCAAUCCAUUCUGAAGGUUAUAAAUAUGGUUAUGUUCUGCCCAAGGCCCAGUUGCCGAACCCUAUCAACAUCAUUAUGGUGUACGCACAGCAGGUAUUUCCUUUGGACUAUUGCCUGUUCGUUGCAAUAGUGUUGUAUUUCAUUUAUGCUUCAAUGGCUGGGAUCAAGCGUACUGGUAUACGGUGCUGUUGGAUUAAACUGUUCAAAAUUCGUCCCAGACACACCCUACCUCAAGCCCUGUUGAUGAUGUGUGUCAUGUUGAUGUUGAUCGUGCUGUCUUUGAACAUUAUGCUGUUUACUCUUGCACCCCAGUACGUUAUGUACGGCAGCCAACAUUACAUGGGUAACAGUACUGUAAACAAUGUCACAACCAUCACAGCAUAUGUCUGUUCCACUGAGGUUUCUUCUGAUGAUUGUUUGAUGACGCGGAUUUCAGUGUUCCUCCACCGUUUUUUCUACAAGGUGUGGUUUUUUGGUGCUUGCUAUUACUGGGGUACCUGGCUGUUUCUCUUGGCAUUUUUAAUAGGCUUUGUUGUGUCCGUUGUCAAGAAGCGAAAGACUGUUGUAGAGGAAUACUUGAGUGACAGCGAUUCUGACGACGAUGAGAUGGCACGGGCGUAAACACAGUUUACUACACUGGCAUUCUCGAAAGGUUUGAAUGCCUAUUACCUCUGGCUUGACCCAGGGAACCUCGGGCUUCCUGUGUGUACUCGAAGGACGCGGUUCCCUUGAAACCAGAACCAAGGGGUAAAAAAAUGCGUGUAACAUAGAAAAUCGGUAGCAAACCAGAGCCUAAAAUUGUAAAUAAUGAUCAAGAGAUGAGGAGUUCACGUGAUAGUAGGAAAACUUUCUAAUGAUUCCUAGGGUGCCCGUAUUGAUAAGGAUCGCGAGUAGUCCCUCACUAGAUCGCUGGUUGAUUUAGUAUCGUUUAUGCAUUAGUCAAUUGAAACCCCACCCCCAGACCCCCUGUUGACAUGUUGACUCCACACCGUACCAAAGUGGGGCUGGAUAAGCGCUUUAUAAAUUUGAAUGGCAGUACUGAUGGAGAUAAAAGGACGCACGGGUUUUAAGGCUCCUAUGCAAGAGGAGACUUUCUUGAUAACAUUUUGAAUGUGUACAGACCAAUUCAAAUUUUUGUCUAUUGUGACGCCGAGCGACUUCGUAUGAUCGACUUUUUUAAUUUCGUUAUCGCCAAUCGUUACUUUUAUUGGAAAAUCGUCAUGUGCAGUAAAUUUUUGGCGACAGCCAAUAAUCAUAAAUUCAGUUUUGGUAACAUUCAAACUUAGCUUAUUGCUAAGUAACCAUUUAUGGAUGUUUCUAAGUUCUGCAUUGAGUACAGUAUGCGAUCAGUACGCAUUAAAUUCACCUUGCACUCAC
This is a messenger RNA of Actinia tenebrosa (Australian red waratah sea anemone), 2390 nucleotides long. RefSeq names its product putative lysosomal cobalamin transporter. Gene Ontology annotation, cellular component: vacuolar membrane. Gene Ontology annotation, biological process: protein localization to vacuole. The record is from RefSeq and is a predicted model, not a curated record. Lineage: Eukaryota; Metazoa; Cnidaria; Anthozoa; Actiniaria; Actiniidae.